Molecule: messenger RNA, 2230 nt
Organism: Sarcophilus harrisii (Tasmanian devil)
Lineage: Eukaryota; Metazoa; Chordata; Mammalia; Dasyuromorphia; Dasyuridae
Product: ficolin-1-like
Exons: 9
Coding region: 63-1025 (320 amino acids)
Source: RefSeq, a predicted model, not a curated record
UCAGAAACUAUUAACGCCUGACAAAGAAAAGAGCACUGGUCACAUAAGAGGAGCCCCCAAACAUGAAGAGGUCAGGUCAGCGCUUCCUGGUAACAUUCUUCUGGGUCCUCAGUAUUCUUUGCCAGGCUGAAAACUCAUGCCCAGAGGUGAAGGUGACAGGUCUGGAAUCCUCAGAGAAGGUCCUCAUAAUCCAAGGAUGCUCAGGAGUUCCUGGACCCCCAGGGCCCAAAGGAGAAAGAGGAAUUGCUGGAGAGAGAGGACUGAAGGGUCCUCCAGGAAACCCAGGUAAAGCUGGCCCAACUGGAAGCAAAGGAGAAAAGGGACCCCCAGGGAUGCUAUCUUCCUUUGGGGCAAAGGACCUGGAAAACAUGCUGUGUAAGAAUGGACCAAGAACCUGCAAGGAUCUGCUAGGCCAGGAGAAGAUCCUGAGUGGCUGGUAUACAAUCUACCCCUAUGACUGCACCCCCAUGACUGUGUUGUGUGACAUGGACACUGAUGGUGGAGGAUGGACUGUUUUCCAGAGACGAGCUGAUGGAUCUGUGAAUUUCUUCCGGGACUGGGCUGCAUACAAGAAAGGCUUUGGAACUCAACUAGGGGAAUUUUGGAUGGGCAAUGAAAACCUCUACCGCCUGACAUCUCAGAGAAACAACGAGCUCCGAAUUGACCUCCAAGACUUUGACCAAAACCAAUAUUUUGCCAAAUAUGCAUCAUUCCAGAUUCUAGGAGAGACAGAGAAAUAUAAGCUGAUCCUGGGAAACUUUUUGGAAGGGAAUGCAGGGGACUCAAUGGACUACCACAAAAACAGGCCAUUUAGCACCAAGGACCAGGACAACGAUGAAUCUCCAUCCAGUUGUGCCCAGGAUUUCAAGGGUGCCUGGUGGUUUGGGAACUGCCACCAUGCUAAUCUCAAUGGGCUCUACCACAAAGGAAACCAUGAAAGCUAUGCUGAUGGCAUCAACUGGAAGUCUGGCAAAGAUUACCAUUAUUCUUACAAGAUAUGUGAAAUGAAGUUCAGGCCUGUCUAGCCCAAGAUACGCUGCAGCUAUUGAAAGAAUUCAGGACCAGACUAUUAGAAGAAGGAGCUACAUGAGGAAUUUUUGUUAUUAUUCCCAACCAUAGUGUGCUUGGCCAAGAUGCCACUGCUUUUUAUUGUUUAGGGGGGGGGGGCGGGAUUUAAAGGUAAUUCUACAUAAGUCCUAAAGACAAAGAAUAUCUUCUGCUCAAUUUCCCUACCACCCUCUCCACUUUAUUCCCAUUACCAUUAUCCCAAAGCAAGUCCUCAUCAUCUCCUAUCAAUAUUAUCAUAAUAACCUUGUUAAGUGGUCUCCCUGUCUCAGCAUUCCCCAAUGCCUACAUAGCUAUAAUACAUAUUUCUGCCCCAGAAAUCUUCCCAAAAUACAAUUCUAAUCCUGUUUGAUGUUAGAUGCAUAUACAGCUAGAUGAUUCCAUGGUUAUAACACUGGUCCUGCACCAGGAAGUUUUGUGUUCAAAGCCAGUUUCAGUUGCUAAGUGGCUGUAUAGCUCUGGGCAAGUCAUUAAUAUGUUUGCCUCAGUUUCCUCAAUUAUAAAAUGGAGAUAAUCAUAUAAACUUAGUUCCUACAAGUUUGUCAUGAGAAUCAAAUGAGAUAAUAUUUGCAAAAGCAUUUAGUACAAUGCCUGGCACAUACUAGGUAUUAUAUAAAUGCUUAUUCCUUUCUCUUCUUUCCCUUCCUACUCAAAAACCUAAAAUGGUUUCAGGUUGCCUACCAAAUAAAAGCCUAAUCUCAUUUUAACCUUUGUUUAAUCAUUUUCUUUCAUAUUAUAUCACUAUUGCCUGGUAUGUCUUUUCUGCCCAGUAGAAUUAGAAUCUCAGCUUGAAAGGACCUCAGUGGUCAUCUUGUACUAAAUAUAUCUCUAUCACACAAUGGAUGCGAUGCAUUGGAUAGAGAGCCAAGCCUGGAGUCAGAAUUCAAAUCCAGCCUUAGACACUUAGUAGGAUAAGUCAUUUCACUUCAGUUUAUCCUUAUCUAAAAAACAGGGCUAUUAAUAGCACCUACCUCUCAGGGUCAGUUGUAAGGGUUAAAUUAGCUAAUUUUUGUAAAGUACUCAGAACAUGGUAAGCAAUAUAUAAAUGCUAACUUUAAUACUAUUAGAUUGUCAACUCCCUAAAGACAAACACUAUCUUAUGCCUCUUUCUGUAUCUCUGGUACAUGGCAAAUAGAAAUUUAAUAAAUGUUGAUUGAUCACUACA